AUGGUCGCUGAGAAGCUCGACGGCCUCUGCUGGCCCCUGCGUGGCGUUGACCCCAUGACACUCGAGCUCGACGCGUUCUGCACCAAGGCACUCGCAUCUCCGCUCUCCUUCCCUCUGGGCCCCGGCAAGACCAGCGGCUGCUUCAGCCCCUCCCAGCGGGGUACUGCCUCGCCACCACCGAACACCAUCGACCCCGGCAACGUUGAUGUGCACCCCUCUGCCAGCCGCUCAAUCUUCGCGGUGCCCAAUGCCAUGGACUCGACGAUGGGCGCGACACGUGACGCGCCCACAACGGCCACCGAGGAUGCCGGCGACGUGCUCUCUACCCUGUUCUGCGUCGGUGCUGGGUGCUACUCCACCGCCACGCCCUCGCACCGCCAAGGCUCCAUCGACUACCCCGCGAUGCAGCGCUCGACAAGCCAGCAUGCACUCCUCCACCUCGGUGGCGCAGCGUGCCACGUUCAUGUCUCGUCGUCGAAUCUUCAAAGUUUGCUUCGUUUACCUAUGAUUGAUGGUCUCUGCCCCAUCUUGUGCUGGAACGUGCGCGGCUUGAACACCCCUGCCCGUCAUGAGGCCGUUUGCGAGUUGGCUUCGGCGGCCAGGGCAGGAAUUCUUUGUCUGCAGGAGACGAAGCUCCACCACAUUGACGUUGCGCUGGCCUGCGACAUUGCCGGCCCUCUACGGUCAGCCUACGCCUUUCUUCCGGCAGAUGGCACCCGCGCCGGCAUCGCCAUCUUCUGGAAUCCCGACACCGUCGACGUCAACAACUUCUCCUACCAACGUUUCUCGAUUUCGGUCACCGUCUCCAUUCGCGCUUCUGGCCUCGCCUUCACCCUCUCCUCGGUCUACGGUCCGGCAGACAACGCCCUUAAGCCCGACUUUCUGCAAGAGAUGAAGGAGCUCACUCCCACGAUCGGGGAGCCCUGGCUCAUCGUCGGAGAUUUCAAUCUCAUUUACGAAGCCCACGACAAGAACAACACCAACCUCUGCCGACGCCUCAUGGGGCAGUUCCGACCCGCGAUCGACCACGCUGAGCUUUUUGAGCUCCGCUGCUCCAAUAGAAAGUUCUCCUGGAGCAAUGAAAGAGAGAAUCCUACCCUCCUCAAGCUCGACAGAAUAUUCUGCAACACCGCCCGGGAUGCGCUCUUCUCCCCCUGCGCCGUGCAGGCUCUGUCUACCGCUCACUCGGACCACUGCCCUCUCCUCCUCGCUCCUUUCUCGCUGCCGCCGCGUAAAGCUCGCUUUCGUUUUGAGAACUUCUGGCCCAGGCAUCAGGGUUUCCUCGAGGCCGUGUCAACUGCUUGGAACGUGCCGGCCCUGUCCCGCAACCCCCUUGUCCGUCUUCGCAUCAAGCUUGGCCAGACUGCACGCAGCCUGCGCGCUUGGAGCAAGGGCCUCUUCGGCGACGCCCGACAGCAGCUCCACCUCGCCGUCGAGAUCGUUCUUCGCCUCGAUGAAGCUCAGGAUCAUCGGCCUCUCUCCCCCUUGGAGUUCCACGUCCGCAAGGCCCUCAAGAUCCGCGUCCUCGGCCUUGCGGCGGUGGAACGUGCUCGCCGGCGACAAGCUUCCCGGCACGUCUGGCUCAAAGAAGGAGAUGCCAACACCCGUUUUUUUAACGUCAUGAUCGGCACUCCUUCCGGCAUCCACGUCUCCCACGAGGACAAAGCGUCCGCUCUCUUUCAGCACUUCGACGAGUCUCGCGGUAGGACAGCUCCCCGCACGCGUACGCUUGCCUGGCAAGAACUCCAUCUCCCUCGUCUUCCCCUCGCCAGCAUCGACAACCCGUUCUCGCUGUGCGAGAUUUGGGAGGCCGUCAAAGCCUCGCCAACGGAAAAAGCGCUGGGCCCGGACGGCUUCAUCGGCACUUUCUAUCGGCGCUGCUGGUCUGUGAUCAAAUUCGAUGUCCUCGCGGCCUUUCACCACCUCCACCGUCUAGCCGGUGACAACCUCGACGCUCUAAACACGGCCCUCAUCUGCCUCAUCUGUCACCAAAGCCCGAUUAGCCUCAUCCACUCCUUCGCCAAGCUGUUCGCCAAAGUGCUCGCCCGCCGUCUGACUCCCCUCAUCGGCGAUCUCAUAUCACAUGCGCAGAGUGCCUUCCUCAAGACCAGGUGCAUCCACGACAAUUUUCUCUUCGUCCGCAACACCGCCCGCGCCCUUCACCGCGCUAAGAAGCCCACGCUCCUCGUCAAGCUCGACUUCGCAAAAGCUUUCGACUCCGUCUCCUGGGAAUAUUUGUUGGAGCUUAUGCUCCACUUAGGUUUUCCGUCGCGAUGGCGUGACUGGAUUGUGAUGCUCUUCUUUUCGGCGUCCUCCUCCGUCAUCCUCAACGGCACCACUGGCAAUCUUUUCUACCACCGUCGAGGCCUUCGACAGGGCGACCCCCUAUCACCGCCUCUUUUCAUUCUCGCCAUUGACCCCUUGCAGCGCAUCCUGCUCCGCGCCACCGAGUUGGGCGCCCUCUCCCCGCUCCCCCUGCAGUGUGUCUCUCUUCGAGCAAGCCUCUACGCCGACGACGCAAUCGUCUUCAUCAACCCCUCGCGCCCCGAUCUUCAAACGCUUCUCUCCAUUCUGGACACAUUCGGCACAGCGACCGGCCUCGGCAUCAACAUGGCCAAGUGCUCUGUUGCUCCGAUUCGCUGCACCAACAUCGACCUCGACGACGUCCUUCAGCCCUUCCUCGGCGAGCGCGUCGACUUCCCUUUCCGCUACCUCGGCCUCCCCCUCUCCCUCGGCCGGCUGCGACUGGCCCAUCUGCAGCCCAUCCUCGACAGGGCUCGCACCAAGCUGGCCGGUUGGCACGGCAAGUGGAUCAACGCCGGCGGCAGACGGGCGUUGGUGUCGUCGGUCCUCAGCUCUCUUCCUAUAUACACCAUGACCGCCCUCCGGCUGCCAAGAUGCUUCAUCUCCGCUCUGGACAAGGCGCGCCGCAGGUUCAUCUGGGGAAUUGAAGAGGAGGAAGCCGCCAGGGGCAAAUGCAAGGUCAGCUGGGACAAGGUUUGGUGUGGAUUGGCCGCCUGGCAAAACUGCAAUGGCAUCGCGGGUGCCCUCAGGGCCGAUCACCGGGCACUCACCGACUUCCUCGAUUGCAUUCUCGAUCUAUCCGCCGACGGCCACAAGAAAGGAGUCAACUCGCUCAUCAUCCUCACCUGUUGGACCAUUUGGCAGGAACGGAAUACUGAAAUCUCUGGCAGGCAGCUUCUCGUGUUCAUCAAAGACGCGGCCCAAGACUGGGCCUUUGCCGGCGCCAAAGCCCUGAGGAAACUUCUUUGGGAGUCUCCUUGA
This is a messenger RNA of Brachypodium distachyon (stiff brome), 3285 nucleotides long. RefSeq lists its product as uncharacterized. The transcript has 3 exons. The record is from RefSeq and is a predicted model, not a curated record. Lineage: Eukaryota; Viridiplantae; Streptophyta; Magnoliopsida; Poales; Poaceae. Bases 1 to 3285 code for a protein of 1094 amino acids. Gene Ontology annotation, molecular function: catalytic activity.